Molecule: messenger RNA, 1486 nt
Organism: Thermothielavioides terrestris NRRL 8126
Lineage: Eukaryota; Fungi; Ascomycota; Sordariomycetes; Sordariales; Chaetomiaceae
Exons: 1
Coding region: 197-1207 (336 amino acids)
Biological process (GO): protein phosphorylation
Molecular function (GO): ATP binding; protein kinase activity
Source: RefSeq, a predicted model, not a curated record
GUGUUUGAGAUCCUGGUGUGUUCGGGAAGGUAGUGGGCGACGUUAGUUGCAAACGGAUUUGGUUCGUGGACAGUGCUUCGUUUAGAGCGCCGUACCCAACCGGUUUCUCUUCUUCCAACCACCUUCCAGCCCGACUCUCGUCCCCCACCUUCUCCCUCUUGUGCGCACAUGAAGAGAAUCAUCUGUGGCCGCAACCAUGACCACUACUGCCACCGAUGCCGCAAAUAGGUUUGCCCAGGAAGUCGCUCGUCUUCGAGCCGAAUACCAGGCGAAGCGACAGAAGUCCAACGCCUUCCCUCCUGCAGGACGUCCCAUUCUGGACAUGGAGCUCGUUCCAGGCGAUAAACCAGCCGUAGGGAUCUGGUACGAAGACGGCACGCAACUGGGCCAAUACGUUCGCCUCUUUGAUAUACCAGGAACCCUGUCUGGCGAUAUCCUUCGCCUUGAGCGCCCCCUCCCGGCGGUGGACGGUCAUUACGAAAUUGAAGGAGACGUUAUUCGCAAUCUCGACGAAUGCCCAGACUACCCAAUAGAACCCGAAGACGACUUCGAGGAUGUGUCCGACCUCAUUGCCAAGCUGCCGCGCAUUGAUGUCGACCCCUCCAAGCAUUUCCUUAAGAAAGGGAAAUACAGAAGCGAGAUUGAGAACCUCCUCAAGUGCCAGGGAGGCUCAUGCCCCGGCACUGUUCUUUCUCCGCAUCUUGUCCGUCUCCUCGGCACUUCCGCCGAUGGACAGCUGGUCUUCGAGAAGCUGUCAACUCGCGGAUCAAUUCUGGGGCGCUUCCACUCCCUCGAGACCUACAAGCGCUGGAUUCUCCACAUCAUCGACGCCCUCUCCUGCCUUCACUCCCUCGGCAUCGUCCACCGGGAUCUCCGGAUCGACAACUGCCUCUUCACCCCGGACGGUAGCCGCCUCGUGGUCUGCGACCUUGAGAGCCGCUGGGGGCAGCGCGCCGCCCCGGAGAUUGCCUUCGACGGGGGGGUGGACAACUCGGGAUGGACGACCCGGUCCGACAUCUACGACAUUGGAAACUGCAUCAAGUGCAUGGUGUACGCCAACGCGCCCAUCACGAACCAAGUCGAGUGGCCCGUGCCUGAACCACUCCAAGCUGUCGUCGAAGCUUGCAUGCGCAAAUCGCCUGACGACCGGCCGACACUGCUCGAGCUGCGGAAGAUGGUGGAGGCAAUUCGCGUUGACGGCUGUUGACCAAACACUCUAUGUAUUUUUUCUAGGUCCCAGUUUUGUUGUUGCAUUUGGAAGUGAGAGAGAGUUACGGGUAAUUGACGGCUCACCGCGGAUCAGAGGUUCGAUCAUUGCUUUCCUUGCUUUCGGACUCUAGGGACAGAGGUAUCGCUAGUUAUUCGCCCAUCAAUCCUACAGCCAGAGGGAAAGGCGCUUUGGAUGGCCACUGCCUGUCCCAGUCAACAACAACCCCCUUCCCCCACAGACCACAGACACGCCUCAACUCAGCGUAUUUCUAACCAU